This is a messenger RNA of Hibiscus syriacus, 1033 nucleotides long. RefSeq names its product SNF1-related protein kinase regulatory subunit beta-1-like. The transcript has 4 exons. The record is from RefSeq and is a predicted model, not a curated record. The coding region runs from base 64 to 900 and encodes 278 amino acids. NCBI's taxonomy places the organism in Eukaryota, Viridiplantae, Streptophyta, Magnoliopsida, Malvales, Malvaceae. Gene Ontology annotation, molecular function: protein binding.
UAAUCUAAUUUCGUCUUCUCUUUGGAUAUCUUAGUCAAUUUACAUAUUUAAAAAGUUGAAGAUAUGGGGAAUGCAAACGGAAGAGAAGACGGAGCCAACGGUGGUGUCGACGAUCUAUCCAGAAGAUCCAAUGGCGGCGAGCCCGUAGUUCUAGGAGCCGCUGCAGUUGGAGUUCGCGUGCCAUCGUCUGAUUCAAUGGUGAAUAGGCCGCCGCAGAGUCCUCACCGGUCUCAGUCUCCUCUUUUGUUCGCUCCUCAGGUUCCUGUAGCUCCCUUACCAAGAGCUGAUGGUCAUUCCUUUUUCAACCAAACACGGCAGCAUGAGUCUCUUGUGGUUCCUGAUAGUCCAUCCGAGAAAGGAAUCCCUGUCAUUAUUACAUGGAAUUAUGGUGGUAAUGAUGUGGCCGUGGAAGGUUCUUGGGACAAUUGGAGAUCAAGGAAGACAGUACAGAGGGCAGGUAAGGACCACUCUAUUCUUUUGGUCCUUCCAUCUGGCAUAUACCAUUACAAGUUCAUUGUUGAUGGUGAUUGGAGAUAUACACCUGAUCUGCCUUUUGUGUCUGAUGAUAUGGGCAACGUUUGUAAUCUUCUUGAUGUUCAUGUAUAUAGUGUAACUGAGUUUGAGGCUCCAGCAUCUCCAAAUUCGAGUUAUGGCCAGGCACUUCCAACUGAAGAAGAUUUUGCAAAGGAGCCUGCUGUAGUUCCAUCCCAGCUACAUGUAACCGUCCUCGGUUCAGAUAGCCAAGACGGAGCAUCAUCCUCGAAGCCUCAACAUGUGGUACUUAACCACCUUUUCAUAGAGAAAGGAUGGACAUCACAGUCUGUUGCUGCCCUUGGAUUGACCCAUAGGUUCGAGUCCAAAUACGUGACUGUUGUACUCUACAAGCCACUCAAAGGGUAAUAUGUACAUCCCCAUGCCCGACUCUGUAAAGAAACCAAAGUAACUUUCACAUUUGUUGGUGAAGAAAGUACUUUGUUUUAUAGACCGUGCUUCUACACUUUUUAACGUGAACAACAUUAACUUGGUUUGUAAA